GGCAUUAGUGUACCCCACUCGCACUUGGCCAGCCGAGGCUUCGAAUCCCACCGAGUUCCAAUCUUUUUACGCGACCAAGUCAUCUCUACGGGCUUGUUUUUUCGAUAAUCAUGGCUGAAAUGGACACAAGUUGCUAUAAAAACAUUUUGCUUCAAUUGAAACGGAUCAUUUGGUCAACCACAGGCAAAACAAGUUGUGUGUACAUGCUACGCUGACAGUUCCGUUUGAUCGAUAGAUCAGAGGCCAUACAAAUCGCGACCAUGUCGGACCAGAAGGAAAUCUAUCAGCUCCUCCAACUGUUGAGGAAAGAGCGGCAAAAUCAAUCAGAAAAAGCACGACUUGCCAAGCGUCUGGCAGCCUUACGCGACGAGAACCUACGCCUCUUGACCGAGAUCGGCCACUGCCGCAACAACGUGGAAAAUUUACGGAAACUGCUGGCUAACGACGAUCAAAAGGCUUACCACCACUACAUUCACCAGAGGGAGAAGAUGCUGCACCAACGGCAGCAGCUCAGAGAAAAACGGGCCGAUCAGCGCAAGCUUGUGGACGAAUUGGAUCAGCGCUUCGAGCGUCUCCAAUUGGCCACUUUCCCCGUUUUCUCCUAAUCAGCAGUUGCACGCCAGGAAAAAAAAAGAGCACAAAUCUGCUGAAAUAACAAUUUAAAAAAAAAAAAAAUGCCACAAUCAAUAACCUCGACCUCUUCAAUUAUCAUUCAAAAACCCUUAGCGUUCUUCCUAUUGGGCUAGUCCAUUUGUGUAUAAAAGUCCGUUAGAUGUUGAUUGGAAUUUCAUUGGCUGAGAAUGCAACGUCGUGACUAAAUGAAUAUACUGCAAUGAUUUGUAGUCUAUAGAUUCUGUACGUGCUGUAGUGAAAAAGAGAAAAUUUUUCCCUGUGUGUGUAUGUGUGUGUGUGUGUGUUGGCACUCUCAACGGUUUAGUUUCGG
Molecule: messenger RNA, 943 nt
Organism: Daphnia carinata
Lineage: Eukaryota; Metazoa; Arthropoda; Branchiopoda; Diplostraca; Daphniidae
Exons: 5
Coding region: 261-605 (114 amino acids)
Source: RefSeq, a predicted model, not a curated record